AUGUCUAUCGAUCAAGAUCUAGAUAGUAUAAUUGGCGAAAAUAAAACUUCCAAAAGAAUAACAAAAUACCGCCGCCGUGACCUUAGGAAUGGAUUAGCCUCUCGUAUUGGGGGUGGCAUUGGUCAUGAAAGAGAAUUUUCGAGACGCGACUUGGAACCAGGAUCAUAUUCUAAAUCGGACAGCCUCUACAACGAUGUGGGUACCCAGCCUCGAGCGGCUCCCAAGAAAAGGCUACGUAUAACGCAAAUCCCCCUACAGGUUUCUGACUUUGUGAUUGAAGAUUUAGUAAAGAAGAUAGCCAACCCAGUGUAUGCAAAUUUUUACGACCAUCCAGGUAGCCGCACGGGUGUCUUCGAGUUUGAGAAACCAAGCCAAAUGGAAGACGUGGCAAAGGCAUUUACCGAUAGAGAAGUUGACGGCUCUAAACUUUCAGCGGAGAUAUACGAGCUGAAGAGCCGCCAAAAUCGCCGCGGUCAAAGUAUGAGAGGACAAUCCGGUUCGAGACGUAGAGAACGUGGUGGUCGCAAGGAUAAAGAAGAGCGCCGUCAAAACGAGCGCCCCACGGCAGACCAAUUGGAUCAAGAGCUAGCAGACUACAUGAGAGACUGA
Messenger RNA from Lachancea dasiensis, 609 nucleotides. Lineage: Eukaryota; Fungi; Ascomycota; Saccharomycetes; Saccharomycetales; Saccharomycetaceae. The record is from the annotation of a GenBank genome assembly.